Messenger RNA from Yarrowia lipolytica CLIB122, 939 nucleotides. RefSeq lists its product as uncharacterized. NCBI's taxonomy places the organism in Eukaryota, Fungi, Ascomycota, Dipodascomycetes, Dipodascales. The record is from RefSeq and is a predicted model, not a curated record.
AUGAUCUUCUUCGACAAACAUAUGGGAGCUGCUGCUCUCACCUUUCUGGUGCUGUAUCUCUUCGCGCUGAUCAUCUGUAUCUACAUCCUUAUCCAACGGGGUUUUAAGACGCGUUUCUCCUUCAUCGCCCUCGUGUGUCUGAUUCGAGUAGGGGCUCAGAUAUCCGGGGUGGGCUUCUCUAUCCAAGGCUGGGAGCAUUAUGAGUGGUUGAUUGCCUAUUUGAUUCUCGGGGCUGAAGGGUACUUCGCCAUUGUUUUGGCAGCCUACCAUUUUGUUGCUGUGUUUGAAAGACUUGUGACUGGUGAUUCCUUUCUCCACCCCAAGCUACCUCUUGAACUCAAGGAGCGCAAAGGUCCGAGCGCUUCCUAUGACCGCUUCGUCUGGCACCUUCGACACGACGUCUCAUUCUACUUCCACUACUUGCUCAUCCCCGCCAACGUGAUUCUCAUUUUUGGAGGUACGCGAACCAUAGGAGUGGAUGAAGAUGAAUGGAGCACGUCACCAUUGGUUACGGAGGGAAAGAUCUUGCGUGUGGUUGGCCAGUCCAUCUUCCUUGGCGGAUGUGUCUUUCUGUUAGCCUACGCUGUGAGAUUGUGGCUUGGCAAGAAGCUCAGAGGAGCUCCUUUGACCGCAGUGCUGUUGGCUGGACCACCAUUGUUGGUCCGAGGAGCUUUUGGAAUUAUCGCUGCUUUGGUCAGCGAUUUCAACUACUAUGACUUCAACAACUACAGCGCCAGUGGCCUUAAAAUCAAAUUCCUUCUUGGAGAAUAUCUCAUGGGAACCACCAUGGAGUAUCUGGCGACUAUGUUUUUGCUCCUCUCUCACUUCACAUCCUUUAGCAUCCGAGAACUGGAACAAGCCAAUGAAACUCGUGAGACCUCUCGUUCAUCGCGAGAAGAUACGAUUGAGGAGCCUUUCAUUUACACGCCGAAGGAAUAA